Messenger RNA from Notolabrus celidotus (New Zealand spotty), 3823 nucleotides. It is a transcript of the gene lmbr1, whose product is annotated as limb development membrane protein 1. The coding region runs from base 195 to 1673 and encodes 492 amino acids. Lineage: Eukaryota; Metazoa; Chordata; Actinopteri; Labriformes; Labridae. The transcript is spliced from 17 exons. Gene Ontology annotation, molecular function: transmembrane signaling receptor activity. Gene Ontology annotation, biological process: signal transduction. The record is from RefSeq and is a predicted model, not a curated record.
ACGUACUUUAUUUUGGGGCGGUUCUUUCCUCAGCACGGAGCGGGUUCCCUUCCAUGUAAACUGUCUUUUAAACCAGUCAGGGUGAAUUUCUGCAGCGGAGGGAAGGCGUAGGAGUUGCGUGUUAGUGUUGCGAGUUGUUAAGAGCUAGCAUGUAGUGAGUCUGUAGUCUUUUUUUUGAAUUUGCAAUAUGAAGAAUGGAAGAAGACGAUGUGACUAUCAGAGAGCAGAAUUUCCACAGCCAAGUUCGAGAGUACAUCAUUUGCUUCCUCCUGUUUGCAGUCCUCUACAUUGUGUCUUACUUCAUCAUAACCAGAUACAAGAGAAAGAGUGACGACCACGAGGAUGAAGAUGCCGUCGUCAACAGAAUAUCAUUGUACUUGUGCACCUUUACCCUGGCAGUGUCGGGUGGUGCCGUCUUCCUGCUGCCUUUCUCAAUCAUUAGUAGCGAGAUCCUCCUCUCCUUCCCCAAAAACUAUUACAUUCAGUGGCUCAAUGGCUCCCUCAUUCACGGUCUGUGGAACCUGGUGUCACUGUUCUCCAACCUUUGCCUCUUCGUCCUGAUGCCCUUUGCAUAUUUCUUCUUGGAGUCUGAAGGAUUUGCAGGAUCCAAAAAGGGCAUUAAGGCACGUAUUUUGGAGACCUUUGUGAUGCUCUUCUUGCUGGCUUUGCUCAUUCUGGGCAUCGUGUGGGUGGCUUCAGCACUCAUUGACAAUGAUGAUGCCAGUAUGGAGUCACUGUACGAUCUUUGGGAAUUUUACCUGCCAUACCUCUACUCCUGCAUAUCUCUGAUGGGUGGACUACUUUUACUCAUGUGUACUCCUGUGGGCUUGUCCAGGAUGUUCACUGUCAUGGGCCAGUUACUAGUGAAGCCAACAAUCCUGGAGGACCUGGAUGAGCAGAUUUACUGCAUCCAUUUGCAGGAGGAAGCCCUUCAGAGGAGAUUAAACGGAUCCUCUACAUAUGCUUACACCCGAGGAAGCUUUGUCCACCAGCUCAGUAAAGAUCUGGACAAUGUUAAGAAUCAGAGGAAUAAAUUGGAGAGAAGAAAGAAAGCAUCAGGUUGGGAGAAGAACUUGCUGUAUCCCAUAGUGAUGCUGAUCCUGCUCUCAGGAACGACAAUCUCUGUUCUUCUGGUGGCAUUCAAUAUCGUCUAUCUUCUGGUGGACGAGACGGCCAUGCCCAAGGGAUCCACAGACCGAGGCAUUGGGAACACCUCUCUGUCCACAUUUGGCGUGGCUCAGGCGGCACUUGAGAUCAUCCUCAUGUUUUAUUUGAUGGUGUCUUCUGUCGUUGGCUUCUACAGCCUGCGAGUCUUUGAGGUCCUCACUCCCAGGAAGGAUGACACAACCAUGACAACGAUCAUUGGUUGUUGUGUGUCCAUCUUGGUCCUGAGUUCAGCCCUGCCAGUGAUGUCCAGAACUCUAGGUAUCACCAGGUUUGACCUCUUGGGAGACUUUGGGAGAUUCAAUUGGCUGGGAAACUUUUACAUUGUCCUUUCCUACAACCUGCUGUUUGCAGUCGUGACAACGCUCUGUCUUGUGAGGAAGUUCACCUCAGCGGUGCGAGAGGAGCUCCUGAAGGCCUUAGGUCUGGAUAAAUUGCAACUGUCAAACAGCCCCACAGACCCUGAAUCUGGGAAGCUCUCGGCCAACGGGCAUCAGAAAACUCUGUGAAAGGGACGAUAGAUCAACCCACACUUACACACACACAAACACACACACACACACACCUUAGCACAGCCAAAGGGAGAUUUCGACAGUACUGCCUGUCUGCUGAAAGGUGAAAAGGAUUGGAAGGAACUUAAUAAACCCGGGCAGUGUCUGACGGAUGCUGCAAAUGGAGGCUGAGAGCAAUUUAGCUUCGUGACAUUCCAUCCUGUGCGUCUGGGAUGGAGGCGGGGACAGAUUCAGGGACAGGGCUGAGGAGUGACAGACUGGCAUCACUGCAGUCACCUUGAUGCUGACCUCAACCAGGACUGUGACUUUAAACCACCCAUCUCUCGCUUCAGGGUUUGCUCUCCCACGCCCAGGCUUCACUCCCUGUUUUCUCCUCCACAGUCCCCUCACCACAGUACGAGACAAAAGAAAAAAUUCUUGCGGGGAAAUAAUGCACCUUUUGUUUGUUUUUCAUUUGAUACAUCUAGCUUCAUGGCAAACGUUUCUCUUCCAUCAUCCUGCUCUUCCUCAACAGUAAAUAGACCCAAACUAUUCCGUUAAGACCUUUUUUUGUGUGUACGUCCUCAUGGAUCAGUGUCAGUGAUACAUGGAGCAUUUAGUCUCUUAUAAUUCAUCUUUGAUUGUUAUGUGAACUGAUACAAGAAUGAUCAAGUGUCAGGGUGUCAUAUUAGAUUUUUUAAAUUAAAAUAUGAAAACAAAAUGUGCUUCAUGAAGCAUGAAAGUCAUUUAUUCACACUCAUCAAAUUACAUUAAGCAGCACAGCGAUGCAAUUCACAUUUUAUGCAUUAGAAGUAAUUCCUGACGGGCCUCAGAUUUUUGCACCUGUGCUGGCAUUAGUCUUUUUAUUUGGCUUUACUCAAGUGCGCUUUAACUUUAUUGAUGAUGUCAUUAGUGUGUACAAAGUAGGGUAGGAACUUUUUUAGGUGCUGCAGAAUAGAAACGAGUGACUCUCCAAAUGGGAAACUACGAGAGAGUUGCGUCCACCUCAGUUCUGAUUAGCUUUAGUACAGUUGGAGAUGAUUAUGUGGUUUUACUUCCUAAAUUUUUAUUAUGCACAUGAAAGAAAAAGUCAACAAAUUUUGCUCAUCUCCCAAAAAUAUGUAUUUUAAAUCAACAGGGCACAGAAAAAUUUGUGAAAUUGUGUCAUUUUUGUAAAUGUUGUAUCUACAUGUACAUAUUAUAUUGUGUUUCAUACCUCUUUUGCAUAAUUUGGAUGUAAAUAUUGGACUCUCCUUGAGCCCGCUGAGGGUCCGACUCACUUAGCUAUCUGAAUUUUGCUGUACAUAUUUUCAGUUUUAUUUUACUUUUGUACAAACACCUAAAUCCAACACAAACCUGGAGCAGUCUUCACACAGAAUGCAUGAGUGAAAAAACUUUGCAGCCAUUAGACUCUGUGACUCAGGCCCCAUUUACAUGUUGUUGUAUUGCUGCAUAGUUUUCUGAACUGUGACGUUCUUUGUCUCUAGAACCACCUUAAAUGCCUUAUACGACAAGCAUCUCGCAGGCUUAAUGUUAAGGUUCUUUCCUGUUCUGUGUAGUUAUUGUACAUGUGCAGUAUGUGUACAUGUACAUUGUCUGUAGACAGUUCCACUGUGAUCCCCUAGUCUAAAGCCAGCUGGUAAAACAUACACAUUACAUUUAACCACGAAUGUUGUCACAGUAGCUCUUAUAAGGAGAGGAUCCAUUUCCAGACUCAUUCAUCGCCCUUAAAGCUUGAGCACUUGCUAGGAUUGGCUGGAGUGAUCUACUGGUGUUAAUUAAUGGCGUAAUAGAUGUCAUGUGGUUUUAUGGUGGCUAAAAUAUGUUUUUUUUUAAAAAGGAAGUAAGGAUUUUUAAUUUAUAUAUGCAUUCAAUUUUUUAUUUCUUAAGACAGGGGAUGUUUUACAACAAAGCUGUCUGUCAUUGGUUGUUGCUUUAUUACGAAGACUGGAUUUAUAGAGAGAAAAAGAGAAGUGCUACUCUCAAUCACAAAACUCAUUUUGCAGCCAUCUUUUUUAUUGAGCAAAUCAGACCAGGGAAUGUUUAGUAAAGGUUGAGUUCUACAUGUAACAGUUUCCAUCAUCCCGAAAACAAGGUUCUGAAAGAUGUCAUUUCAAGAGUGCAGGUUUAUCCACAUUUACUGGCAAUACAUUUGUUGGAUUAUCCUG